This is a messenger RNA of Pseudopipra pipra, 6318 nucleotides long. It is a transcript of the gene TC2N, whose product is annotated as tandem C2 domains, nuclear. Gene Ontology annotation, cellular component: nucleus. NCBI's taxonomy places the organism in Eukaryota, Metazoa, Chordata, Aves, Passeriformes, Pipridae. The record is from RefSeq and is a predicted model, not a curated record. The transcript has 12 exons. Bases 549 to 2015 code for a protein of 488 amino acids.
GGGGUACUUCGGCACUUCUAGUUAUCAAAAACUGGAAUCGAAGAGAGACCACCUUGAGCCUCCCAGAACUUUUCCUUCCCGCAAGAAAAUUUCCAAACCAGAAUUUCCUGAUGAAAUUUCUGAACCAAUCCCCUGUGUGUGAUCCCUAAAUUACCCUACAGACUAUGCACUCCUGUGGCAGGGGCUUUCUCAUGUGUCCAUAUAAAGGCUAACUUAACAGGGAUCCAUAUUCCAACUAGACAUGCCAUUUUCUAAGAACAUUGUGAAACAAGAAAAAUUCGCCUUUUCUCUCUGAAACAGAUGCCCAGUUGUGCUUCUAGCAAAGCGAGGGGCAGCUCUGGCACCGACUUCGCAGGUGUCAUGGUCCAGCAAGCGACAAAGAAGAGUCACCGGCAGCCGUUUGGGGCAAGUCUGCCCCAGUGAGUAGCUCUGGCGAGGCGGGAGAGUCCCAGGGCGGCGGGGAAACUCCCCCUCCGCGAUAGGGAUCGGUUUGAUUGCUGCACUGGAUCUUUAACUGUGGUCCCCUCUACAUUGCAACACUGAAAACAAUGGCAACAGAAUAUAUGAAAACGUGCUGUAAAUGGUGUUUCUGCAUGGAAAACGAAAAAAAUGAUCUUUCCAUGGUGCAGGAAUUUGAAGCAGGAGCUGCAAGCAAGCCAACUAUUGUAGAGAAGCCUCCAUUGUCUUCUGUGUCAGUGAAGCGUCAAGUUGGCUGUUCAGAGGAUUAUUUGCUUUCUAAACUGCCCCUGGAUGGUCAGGAGGUACCAUUUGUGGUCCCUCCAUUCAAACUGGCGUAUGUACAGCCAAAGAACCUUCCUGGUGUCUCACAUGCUGGAGGGAUUAAAGAAUCUGCCAGGGCCUCAUUUGGUGACCGGAAAGCAGAGCUACACGGCGUGUACCAGUGGCCCCGCUAUGACGUGUACAACCCCUUCUAUUUGGAGCACCGGGUUUCGCCAGAUCUGAUUAGGCGCUCCCAAGCAAAAUCAGAUAACAGGAAAUUAUAUGGAUCAGUUAGUGAUUUAAGAUCUAGUACUUUGCCUGGAUCACUUGAUGUCAGUCGUUCAAUGUUUGAUCUCAGAAGCCCGCCUCAUCGAUCCAUGAAGAGAUAUGAUUCAGUCUCCAGUGUACCCAGCAGUACUUCUUCCAGGAAGGACUCACAAGGCAGUAACAGGAGUCUGGAUACUAUUACAUUAUCAGCUGAUGAACGAGACUUUGGAAGACUGAAUGUGAAGUUGUGUUAUGUUUCUUCUGUAGAACAGAUUUGGAUCACAGUUUUACAUUGCAAAGACCUGUGCUGGCCUUCUAGCUGUGGUGAGAAUCCUCGUAUUUGCGUCAAGGGAAUUCUCACACUGCCCAAACCAGUGCAUUUCAAAUCUUCUGCCAAGGAGGGCUCCAGUGAUAUUGAAUUUAUGGAAACUUUUGUAUUUGCUAUUAAACUGCAAAGCCUGCAGGCUGUCAGAUUGGUAUUUAAAAUCCAGACACAGACUCCCAGGAAAAAAACAAUUGGAGAAUGUUCCUUGGCACUGCAGGAGCUGAGCUCGCAGGAAUCAAGUCAUUGGCUGGAUAUAUCUCCUCCUUCCAGAGCACCUGUGCGCCGUGCAGAACUUCAAAUAGGAACUUGUUUUCAAGCAAUAAACAGGAGGAUACAGUUACAGAUUCUUGAAGCACAAAACCUUCCUGUUUCAUCUACACCACUGUCCUCAAAUUUCUUUGUGAAAGUUGGAAUGUUUAGUACAGAAGGGAUGAUCUAUAAGAAGAAGACUCGUCUUCUGAAGUCCACUAAUGGCCAAGUGAAGUGGGGAGAAAUGAUGGUUUUUCCAGUUAGCCAAGCAGAACAAGGAAUUAGCUUUCUCAUCAAGCUCUACAGCAGAAGCUCAGUGAGAAGAAAACACUUCCUAGGACAGAUCUGGUUAAGUCCUGAUAGCAAUAACAGUGAAGCAGUAGAGCAGUGGAAAGAUACCAUUGCCAACCCUGAAAAAGUUGUUGUUAAAUGGUACAGCAUUGGUCCAUCUUGAAGACUGGAGAUGAAAUUCAGAACUGAUUUUUCUACAACAAUUCCUAUGCUGUCUAAAAUAGUAUAAAUAAAAAGAAAAAUAUUGUCUACACAAGUUCAGUUCUUCACUGCAUCCUGCCUCUGUGGAAACUGAGGAAAUUCACCAAGAGAAAUACCGGCUAAAUAUUAUUAAGAAGAAGACUUUAGGAACUGGGAAAAGUGUUCAUUUGAUUUCAAAAAAUCCACCUUGAAAAAAAGAUUUUUGCCCCUUUCAGGCUUCAUAAAAACACAGAAAUUCAAUCUUUGAGAGAAACAGCUUGAAUCAACUCUAUUUCGCGUUACUGACAUCAUCUUCAUCUGCAGUCUUGUUUUUGGCAGACUCCAAAGUCCAUGGGUAUCAGUUGGGUCAGUGGCUUGACCCUGGGUACCUGUGAGCCUCUGGGGUUGUUGACACCAUUUGAUCAGAGUAACACGUGCUUGAGCAAGUGGGAAAGCUGUGGCAGUAGAUGAAGGCAUUUUUGAUGAAGGGUUGUUCAGUACCUGACAUGCCUGGAGCCUGAGUUUGCCCCCAUCCUUCUCUCGAAACAGAGAGAUGGAAAGACAAGAGUUUCUUUGACUUAGUGAUCUUUGCAAGAGGGCCCCUCCAGACUUGCUCUGUUUGGGUAAAUUCUGUUUGGAAUAAUGCAGAGGCAAUGACCCUGCUUAGGAACAGAGCCAGUAUUUUUAGAUAAAUUACUUUCUUAUAUAGAGUACUUAUAUGUAAACCACUUCCUAUCUAAUCAACAAGGCUCUAGCGUUUGCUUACAUUGCCAAAACCCAGACUAACAUGUACAAAGGAGCAAAGAUUUACUUACAUAAGUGCUUUUUGAUAUUAAUUAAAAUGUAGCAUUGUAAGGGACUUUGUUUAAAGGAUAGGCUACUACUGCAGAAGUAUUUGUUAUAUGUCUACAAUGCUGAAAAGUUAUGUGUGGGAAUAUAUUUUUAUUACUUGUUUCUAGUAAGAAGAAAUUACCAUAUUUUUAUUGCAAAUUAUAUUUUUCCUACAAAAUUCCAAAAUUUUUUUUUCUGUUAGUUCCCAUAUUUUCAGGGGGUUGUUCACAGUUAUUUUUAAGAGGGGGAAACACCAUGUAUAUAAUUGAUAAUAUAUAAAUCUAAAAGCACAGACCUCUUUGCACUACUUUUAACUAUCAGAUUGGAAAAAUACCUAUAUAUUCCAUUAAAUCCACUGCUUACACAUUUACUGUUGGCUGUGUGGACUGUACAAAUAUGUGUAUUUUUAAGGAUGCUGAAUAAUUCCACCUGUCUUCGUAACUUGGAUCCGGUUGCAACAUCUGACAGGAACUAGCACAGCAAUGAGAGCGCUCACUGCUGGAAGGCAAAGGAACACGGGGAGCAGAGAAAAGACUGUAACAGGAAAGCAUGUCCUCUUGAGCAUCUUUAUUUCAAUUUUUUUAUCUUUGAGUAAGUGUUCGAGAAAAAAUGGAAUCUCUUUGAUUUCCCACCCCCAAAUCAGUUGAAAAUUGAAACUUUUGAAACUUCAACCAUCCAGAUUUUGGCUGUUGAAAUUUAAUAUUUUGAAAACAAAAGGAUUUUCCCAGGCUCUUAUAUGCUCUGCUUUUUGACCAGUCUUUAUAAAAGAACUGAAAAAGGUUUUGCAUGUUACUUGGAGAACAAACGUCGGUUCUAGCUCUUACUGACGCUCUUUGCAAAGCUCCCAGUAGGCCCAGAGGAUCUUGACUGACAGUGUUAACUUCCAGCCAAGUUACACUUCUUGGGAGGACCCUGUCCUGUUGGGUAAAAUGAAAAAAGGAACUGGACCGAACUGAUACUUUUGGAUUAUCUUUACUUGAAUACAUGGAUCUUUUUUAUUCAUUGUGGCAGUAAACAAAAGUGCAAACUAACUGUUUCCUUAUGCAGAAUGCUGUUCUGUUUAAAAGAGAGAACAGGGAAUAUCCCAGGGUUUUAUAGACUUCCAUUACCACAGCAGUGGUUCUACAGAGAUUGCCAACUCAGUGGAUAUGUGUAAAUGGACUUUUGGGGCUGCUUUAGGACACCUAGCCUUCUAAAGGCCUAACUAGUCUCUUUAUUCCUACAUUAAUAUUUAAUCUAUGUGUUUAUAAUAAAAGAUAUGAACAGAAAAUAUUCCUUUUUUUUCCCAGUUGUUUAUUCAAAUGUUUACCAGCAUCUCAAACUGAAGUCCUACUUUUUUUCUCUGAGAAAAUCUCAGCUAAUGAACUCUCUUUCAUGUAGUGUUGCCUGUAGGAGAGUUAACUGCUGCCACAUAAGCAAGAUGCACCCAGGUACUGGAGCACUCUGGGGCACUGCUUCCUCCUGUGCUCAUCCCCAGGCUGUGGGGUUUUCUGCAUUUGUGUGCAUUCAUGUAAGAAUUUAAGGAGUUCUUAAUAGUUGACUGUUGUCAACAGUUGUGCUUUUUUUCCUGUCACAUAAAGCAUUUUUCCAUGGUGAUUCAUUUGGGUCUAGAGCUUAUCAGUAUGGUUGUUACCUUAGACAACAGUCCUGAAGAAAAAACAUAAGACCAGGGGAUACACGCGUGUUCCCAGCACCAGUCCCAGGGUACAACUGCCUGUAAAAUGGGCUGUUCCAGCAGGUGUUAUUUCAAUUUGACUGUCUGAAAUGCCAGCUAGAAAUCACCUGGGAUGUCUUGCCUUUUAAGUGCAGAAUGUUUUGCUUUACUGCUUAGUGACUGCCUCACUAUAAAUGCAUGUGAGACUUAAGCUCCUUCAAAUUCAGCUCCUGGCUUAUUUGAGACUAAUGCAGUUUUCCAGAAAAGGAAAAUGAUGCAUCAUUUGAAGACCAAUCCACGAUAUAAAUCACCAAGGAACUUCAUGUACUCCAGGAUACCAGCAAGAAGAAGGAAAAAGAGGUGUCUCGGAGCACUCUUCUAAUGGUCACAGCUGUAUGUUGUCCCUCUGAUGCAUGUUCAGCCACUGUUUUGAUUGUUACAUCCAAGUUUACUUUCAUUGAAAAUACUGUUAAGAAAGCUGUUUUGUCAGUUCACUUAAUUUGUAGAUAUAAGGCACACAUGGUUUAUAGUUGAAUUUGCUGUUGGUUCUAGUUAGUGACUCAGCUUCCUAACUUACAACAAUUCUGAUGAAAGCAGCAGAGGUCAGAAGCUGCACCAGUUUUAUUUCGGUCAUCUCCCAAAUGAAUAUGGAUGAACUGGAAGAACAGUUAUGAUCUUAUAUUAGAUGUUAUUCAUACAGAGGUCUGUGCUUGCAUAGUUAGAAACCAACCAUAGACUAAACUUAAUAAGAUUUUCCAAAAUGUGUGUAUAUAAUUUCACUGGUUAAUCAAACAAUCCUGUUUUAUUUAUUUAUGACUAAUAGCAUUCUGUAUGUAAACAAGGUCAACAAAGUUUUUCAAGUUUUUUACAUCUCAACAGCAUGGCAUGGCAUUCCUUUUAAGGAAAAAAUUGUAAGAUUCUACCUCAGAAGAUGAGUGGGUGUAACAGCUUGUAAACCAUAUCAUCAUAAAAUAUUACUUGGAAAAUAAUUGUAUUUGAGCAUCCGAUCUUUUGUGAUCACAACAUAAAUAGUGCCAUAUUGCUAAAUCCAUUAGGCAUCCCUGGUUUUUCCUUUUGUUGGCAGGACAUUUUUAUAAAACAAAAGGUAUUUUUGUAAGCAUUCAAUUAAGCACAUAUGGUGUUUGACUUGAAAACUGUCUGCCUGAUGGAGGUUCCUUUUAGACUUAUGAGUUGAUUUUGCAGCCAAAACACAAGGUUGUCUAGAAAUCUGGGGCAGGGUUGUCCCAGUUCUUACUUUCAUCCUGCCAACAUACGUAUGACAUGGGAGGGAGGCUGCAUAGUUGUGGAAAGCUUGGCAUAAAUCAUACUGGAUGUGAUAUACCCUCCUUGUUUUUCCAGCUUCUGCUGCGAAAUUACAUCACCAUGUAAAUACAGCCCUGUACAUGAUCUCAUGCUUGGUGCAUGGAAAAAGCCAUCACUAAAAUCAGCACCAUGUUUCACAAACACUGCUCCAGCACAUGUACAUUCUUUUCUCUAGCUUGCACUGAGGAACAGGCCAUUGUCUUUCAGUCUAUGGCAAAACUCCCACUGCAUUCAGCAGAAGCAACCAGUCUUCAAAGCUGGUUUAGUUAUUUCAGCAUUGAGAUAGUGUGAUUUAUCUAAAAGAUUACAAGCGGCUUAAAUUUUUUAUAUAUUUUUAAAAUAGUUAAAAAUCUCUUCACAGUGAUUUUUCUGUAGAAACUGAAUUUCAUUGAGAGUGGAUCUGCAUCUCUUAACAUAAUACAAUUCUUCCCAUAGAUUUCAGUCUUUGAAAUAAAUCCACUGUGUUGAUUAUUUUCCC